AAGACAGAGUCCGCCGUUACCGGCCACGUUUCUGAUCAAAAUAAUUUUCUAAACAGUUUAAAAUCGUGUCCAAUUUGAUUUUGCUCUUUACAAGUUUACGUUUUCGGUUUUUGUCAAUUUUAUUACCCCCUGAUAACACUUAAUCCAAUCAGAGCAAGUCCGGUUAGGUUGUGUUGACGUGUUCCUGUCAUCUGAUUGUCAAUCAUAAAAUAAGUUCAAGCCACGUUGGAUGUCUCUCCUUUAACCGUUAGUGUUUUUACGUGUUUAAACAUGAAAGUGAAGGAUGUGGAACGCACUGCGAACGUGGCGUGGUCCCCCAAGAACCAGAGCCCCAUUCUCCUCGCAGCCGGGACAGCCGCCCAACAACUGGACGCCUCUUUCAACACCAAUGCCACAUUGGAGAUCUACUCCCUUAAUUUGGGGGAAUUGGGUCCCGAUAUGGUCCUCAAAGCCACAGCGACGAGCGAGCAACGCUUCUAUAAAAUCAUAUGGGGGGCCUAUGAGAGUCACGGGACCAUCGUGGGCGGGUGCGAUGGGGGCUUGGUGCAGAUUUACAACGCGUCCAAGUUGGUAAAUGGGGAGAAUGGGUUGGUUUGUCGCCAGAAUAAGCACACAGGGCCGGUGCAUGCCCUCGAUUUUAAUCCCUUUCAACAGAAUUUGUUUGCAACAGGGGCUGGGGAAUCGGAGAUUUUCAUCUGGGAUUUGAACAAUACUAACACACCCAUGAGUCCUGGGUCAAAAUCGCAACCUUUGGAAGAUGUUCUGGCUGUUUCAUGGAAUCGACAAGUGCAGCAUAUUUUAGCGUCAACUUUUGCCUCAAAGUGUGUCAUUUGGGAUUUGAGGAAGAACGAACCCAUUAUUAAAUUAACAGACACCGUUUCGAGGGUGCGGUGGAAAAUGAUUGCAUGGCACCCUGAAGUGGCCACUCAGCUGUGUCUGGCUUCUGAGGAGGACCACUCGCCCAUUAUCCAAUUAUGGGACUUACGUUUUGCCACCUCACCUCUUAAAACACUCGAAAAUCACCAACGAGGGGUCCUAUCAGUGGCGUGGUGUUCCGAUGAUCCCGAUUUAUUAGUCAGUUGUGGUAAAGACAAUCGUAUUAUUGCCUGGAACCCAAAUUCGAAUGAACCAAACGGGGAGGUUCUCUCCGAAAUUGCUAAAACGAAUCAAUGGACUUUCGAUGUUCAGUGGUGUCCGAGAAAUCCGGCCAUUAUUGCAUGUCCCAGUUUUGAUGGGCAUGUCUCGAUUUAUUCUUUGAUGGGGGGCAAAACCCAACAGAUCCAAACUACGGAUAAAAUCGCUGAUAGUUUUCCAGGAAUGGAGGGUUAUGUUCAAGCUCCGAUUUUGCAACAAAGUUCAGCGCCGGUCAGUGUGGAUCUUAGUAGGCCUCCGAAGUGGCUGAAGCGACCCGUGGGGGCCCGAUUUGGGUUUGGUGGGAAAUUAAUUUCGUUUGAUAACGUGGAUCAGCUCGGUCACCGAACCGUUCAAAUCAGUCAAGUUAUAACCGAACCGGAACUAGUCCAAAAGUCAACCGAACUAGAACAAGCACUAGAGUACGGAAAUUUUAGCGAGUAUUGUUCACGCAAAGCUGAAACGACAAACGAUCAACACACUAAAUACAUUUGGCAUUUUUUACGUGCCAAUUUUGAGGAUAAUCCACGUUCAGAGUUAUUAAAUUUGUUGGGUUAUCGAAUCGAGGACGUGAAUAAUAAACUCAAUCAAUUUGUAAAUCGGAAAAAAGUGGAUGAAGUGACGAAUCGUUUGGAGGAUUUGAAAGAUCCUUUUGAUGCAAUCGCGGAGGGAAAAUCAACGACGACACCUUUUAAAAUCAAGACAGGGGAUGAUACAGAAGGGUUGAUAACACAAGCACUGCUUUUGGGGAAUGUUGAAGCUGCGGUUGAAUUGUGUUUAAAUGCGAAACGUUUUGCUGAUGCUAUUAUUAUUGCAAUGACAGGUGGUUCGGAUUUGUUGGCGCGCACCCAACAUGCCUACUUGGAGCAAUGUGAGGGUUAUGUUUCGUCGUUGAUUUCGGCUCUAGUCUCGGAAGAUUGGGCUUCUGUUAUCAACAAUUGCGAUUUGAGUAGUUGGAAGGAGGCCCUUGCGGCCACUUUGACCCAUUCCACCGACGAGGCUUUGCCCCUUUUGUGCGAACAAUUGGGACAUCGACUCGAAAUUGAAAGCCACGGAGACGUUAAACUAAAACAAGAUUCGCAACUUUGUUACAUCUGCGCCGGCAGUUUCGACAAUCUUGUCAAUUCAUGGAGUGGAAACGCGAGGAAUUCCACCACAGAUUUGCAAGAUUUGGUCGAACUUGUCGUUUUUUUGCAAAAGGCUGUGGAAAGGCAAGGACGUCAAGUGCAGAUUUCCGGCGCUUUGGCCGAUUUGUUGAGUCAUUAUGCGUCGAUUUUGGCCUCACAGGGGAAUCUAUCGACGGCUUUGAGUUAUUUGGGGAGUUCCCAGGACGAGAAAGUUGCCUCUUUGAGGGAUCGAUUGUAUAUUAGUUUGGGCCAGAAACCGGCAUAUGGGGCGCGACAGCAGUCACAAAGUCGAAGGUCGAGUCAAAGACAGUCGUUUUCUAGUUUUCCUAACGUGGGGGCGCAGUUUAAUACGCCGGUGUCUCAGGCAUGGCAACAGCAGCCCCAAAUUGGGGCGUUCAAUCAACCAACGAGGACGUUCUCGCCGGCGCCGCCGAGUCAGCCCCCGAGGCCUCCCAGUGUGGGCUCCAAUCAUGGUGGUUCCGGAUCCGGUUUGCCGUCCCGCAAAUACGUUUUGGACCCUUCCGUGACGUCAAACCCCUACGGAGCACCCACGAGGAACAUGUACGCCCCCCAGCCCGUCUCCAACUUCCAGAACAAUAAUUAUCCAGCCCCAUCACCGAUGACACCUUUGGUUUCUUCCAAUAAUAAUUACGUACCCAAUCCUGUACCAAUGGUGCCCAAUCCAGCGCUUAAUCCAACUCCUUUGGUACCAAACAUGCAACCCCCGCCUUCUAUGACGAGCGAAAUGGGGCAACCUGCAACCGAGAAAUACUUUCCUACUAGUGCCCCCGGCUGGAACGAUCCACCGCCACUAAACAAACCAAUAAGACCACAGCCUAAACCAGAGGCGUCCCUACCGUCUCAACCUAUAACUCAUCCGCUAUAUGGGGCAGCCCCCACGAACAAUGGUUAUGGAAACGAACCCCAAAUGUUCCAACCCCAACCAACUAAUAAUUUCCCUCCAAGUAACAAUUUCGCGCCUCCUACUACUUUUAAUCCGACGGGUUUUAAGUCAAAUGCCGUUAGUUUUAAUCAGGUCCAAAACCAAUCCCCCGCUAUGGCCCCAGAGAAGCCCCAACCUAUCCAAAAACCACCGAUUCCUGAAGAACACAUACACAUGCAAACUGUCUUUGAUGAGUUGAAGUAUCAGUGUAGUUGUGCGGCUAAUAACCCGCAAACUAAGCGAAAAUUGGAAGAUGUUGGGAGGAAAUUAGAGUCGUUGUAUGAUUUAUUAAGGGAACAGAAACUGUCACCAAAUACUUUAUCCGCGUUGCAUCAAAUGGUACAAGUGGUGCAAAAUGGGGAUUAUACAGGAGGAUUGAAUUUACACACCCAAUUAGUAUCAGGGCCCGAUUUCGCUCAAAUUGCCAGUUUUAUGCCGGGGCUUAAAGUUUUGUUACAGUGUGCUUUACAAUUACAAGUUUAUUUAAGAUAAGGUCUAACCACGUAUUAUUCGCUCUAUUCAUUUUAUGAGUUGUGUUUUAGAUGUUUAUUUUUUUCUAUUGAUAGUUGGAUAUUAAUCAAAUUAUACUAAGCUGGAGCUUUUUUAAUUAAAUAAAUUAUAAUCAAAU
Molecule: messenger RNA, 3829 nt
Organism: Tribolium madens (black flour beetle)
Lineage: Eukaryota; Metazoa; Arthropoda; Insecta; Coleoptera; Tenebrionidae
Product: protein transport protein Sec31A
Exons: 7
Coding region: 271-3693 (1140 amino acids)
Biological process (GO): endoplasmic reticulum organization; intracellular protein transport; COPII-coated vesicle cargo loading
Cellular component (GO): endoplasmic reticulum exit site; COPII vesicle coat
Molecular function (GO): structural molecule activity; protein binding
Source: RefSeq, a predicted model, not a curated record